UCUAGCUGGAUCAGCACAGUGAAACAAUGAUGAAAGGAUUAAAUUGACAGUAUAAUUUAUUAGGAAGUUAUACAUGAUGGAUGAGGGAAAAGUGUGAAGUGUGAGCACAGCUCCAAAGCCAAAGCCCAAAGCCAUCCUCUCUCAAGUCGAGUCUUCAUCACUCAAGCGGCGCCUCCGCCUCCCCCGUCGCAGCCCCCCAUGUCGCAGGCGGCGCAGUGCCCCUACUGCCGCGCGUCGGGGCCGGCGCGGUGCGCGACGACGCAGCCGCCGCUCUCGCGCGCCGUCUCCGAGUGCUCCGCCUGCGCCCGCAUCGUCCUCGAGCGCCACCUCCACACGCACCCCUUCUUCCCCCUCCUCCCCACCCUCCACCCGCUCCCCCUCGUCACCCCCGACCUCGCCACCGCCGUCGAGCCCGCCCCCGCCCCCUCCCCCGGCGGCGAAGAUGACGAGGACCCCUUCCUCCCCGCGGGCUUCGUCUCCGCCUUCUCGGCCUUCUCCCUCGAGCGCCACCCCGUCCUCGCCCGCUCCGCAUCCGCCUUCUCCGGCCUCCUCGCCGAGCUCGAGCGCGCGCUCACCGUCGACUCCGCCGCCGCGUCCUCCAACCCGGACCCCGCCGGGCCCAUGGUCUCCGUCGACAGCCUCCGCGCCUACCUCCAGAUCGUCGAUGUCGCCUCCAUACUCAGGCUCGACCGGGACAUAGCCGACCACGCCUUCGAGCUCUUCAAGGACUGUUCCUCCGCGACCUGCCUCAGGAACCGGAGCGUCGAGGCGCUCGCGACCGCCGCGCUCGUGCAGGCCAUCCGCGAGGCGCAGCAGCCCCGGACGCUGCAGGAAAUCUCUACCGCUAGCAAUCUUCCUCAGAAAGAGAUAGGAAAAUACAUCAAAAUACUCGGCGAAUCUCUGAAACUGAGCCAACCUCUUAACAGCAACUCAAUUGCUGUUCAUAUGCCUCGAUUUUGCAGCUUGCUCCAGCUGAAUAAAUCUGCUCAGGAACUUGCAGCUCAUAUCGGUGAGGUGGUUGUUAAUAAAUGCUUCUGCACAAGGCGCAAUCCAAUAAGUAUAUCUGCUGCUGCAAUAUACCUUGCAUGUCAGCUCGAAGACAAGCGCAAAACCCAGGCUGAAAUCUGUAAAGUAACGGGCCUUACAGAGGUCACUCUACGCAAAGUGUACAAAGAACUCCUGGAGAACUGGGAUGAUUUGCUCCCCCCUGACUAUACACCGGCCACACCACCAGAGAAAGCUUUUCCAAUGACCACCAUUUACUCAGUGCGCUCGUCAAGUGGCAAGGAUCUGUACCAGGAUAAGAUAUUUGAUAAUAUUAAGCAAAAAGGUCCUGAGCCCGCAGAGCCUGAUCACAUGGUCAUUGUGAAAGAAGAGGAAGAAAAGAAAAUCAGUGCUCUUGGUCGACCGCCUGCAAAACUUGAGCCUCAUGAGCUGAGCAAGGCAUUCUGGCCAUCAAACGCCCAAUUCUCAACAUCUCCAAAAUCUGAUCGUGACAAGACAGAAACUAGUGUCCGUGGGUUCAACCUUAAUGAGGUAUCAUGUGCAAUGGAUUCUGAUAGAGCAGAUAGCACAGUGAAGCCAAAUUUCGGCGAUCGAUCAUUGAAUGAAUCAAAUAUGCUUCCAUCUCCGAAUAGGCAGCCCUUACCGUGGCAGCUUAAGCAGGGGGCGCCUGCAGCUGGUCCAUCAUAUUCUAGGCUUCGUGAGCAGCACAUUAGCCUUGACCUUGUAGCUGCUCUGAAGGGGAUUGGAAAAAGGAGUGCUGGGGAUGGUGGUGAUGGCCGGGAUAAGGAAGGGAAGUGAAUAGCUACAGCUAUUUAUUCAGUUAAUCGAAAAUGAAACUAAUGGUAAUGGUCCAUUGUAAAUAUAGAUGUUUGUUUGUAGUAAAGUUCGGCUUCCCUUGUCAUUCUAUAUGUCUGUGAAAUGUCACUCCAGACUUCGUAGCUUCCGUGCUGAAAAUUUCUACCAGUACUUCCAAAUUAUUUAUAGCCUGAGCUGACUUAAUUCAAUAUGUUUAGCACAA
Molecule: messenger RNA, 2023 nt
Organism: Panicum hallii
Lineage: Eukaryota; Viridiplantae; Streptophyta; Magnoliopsida; Poales; Poaceae
Product: plant-specific TFIIB-related protein 1
Exons: 3
Coding region: 199-1803 (534 amino acids)
Biological process (GO): DNA-templated transcription initiation; transcription preinitiation complex assembly
Cellular component (GO): transcription preinitiation complex; nucleus
Molecular function (GO): TBP-class protein binding
Source: RefSeq, a predicted model, not a curated record